This is a messenger RNA of Nothobranchius furzeri (turquoise killifish), 7589 nucleotides long. RefSeq names its product CproteinK-interacting pacemaker b (gene cipcb). Gene Ontology annotation, cellular component: nucleus. The record is from RefSeq and is a predicted model, not a curated record. Gene Ontology annotation, biological process: negative regulation of DNA-templated transcription; negative regulation of circadian rhythm. Lineage: Eukaryota; Metazoa; Chordata; Actinopteri; Cyprinodontiformes; Nothobranchiidae.
UGUUUGUGAUUAAGCCACGCCCCUAAACACCAAAUAUGGACAAACCUACAUUUUCUCUGCGCGUGUCGUUUUUUUGUGUUGUGGCGGAUGAACUAAGCUAGCUAAAACAACGCGUGUUCGGUAAUCUUCUUGUUUUUAAAACGAUAAAGGAAAAUCAAACAGUUUCUGUUACUGACUGCUGCUGCUCUGUCGGAACACCGCCACCGUGCUCCGCAUGUGACCGAGGGGUCGGGGGAGGGAGGAGCUGUCUGACUCGUGUUCGGUACCGUGGAACCGCGGCCAGUCCCAAGCAAAGACCUAGCUGGGCGGCUGCAGUAGCGGACACACACCUAGGGGAACAAAUAAAGAAGUCACCGAGAAGCAGCCGUCACCUCGACCCAAGUGCAAGCUCCAGUUCUCGUGAAUGUAUAUUCUGAACCACACCGUGAAAAGCAAUUUGAUAAGCUGAAGUAGUUCUGUGAGAGCUUGUGGAUCCAAGGACAUUGUCAGUAAAGGCAGAGGAGAUGAGUAUCAAGAGGAAGGCAGAGAUCCACCUGAGGACGGCGAACCGACCGUGCAUCAUGAAGAGCGGAGGCUCCCAGCCUGAUUCGGAGAGAGACUCUGGAUUCUCAGAUGCUAGCUCAGAGCACACGCGCACAAUGGAUUCCACCGACUCGGAGGAUGCCCCCCGGCCUGUAGGACAGCUGGGGUCACGCGCUCCUGGUUCAGGCCCACGGCCUUCUCAGGUGGCUGUGGUGGGAGGCGCCUACUCCGGUCUGUCUCCUAUGAUCAUCAUGAACAACGUAUUGCUGAAGCAGCCUGUUGACAAUCCUCCUGCUCUGAAGCCCUGGGGCUUUAGUCCCACAGUAGAGGUGGUCCAGCAGCCUCAGGUGGUGUUCCUCCAGCCUGUGGUCUCCCGUCAGACUUCCCCCACCUCCAAAGCGGGCACCUCUAGGCACAGACGCUCUAAAAAAUAUCUUCCAAUUCUGAAAUCCUACCCUAAGAUUGCUCCGCAUCCUGGGGACAGCUCCAGUUCUUCAGGGAGAGGAACUGCUUCCUCAUCCUCCUCCUCCUCCUCGUCUUCUUCAAGGACAGAGAAAUGUAGCGCUUUGACCUCCACUCUAUGGGAACACAGUCACAGAGAGAAGACUCAGAGAACUGUUGCUGCUAGCACAAAUAACUCUGGAUCUGCCUCACUUGGUCUUCCUGGUUGCCGCAGAACCCCGUCUCCAGUACUUCCGAGCAGCCUUGUCCUUCCUGUAGCAGAAACCGGCAGCAGCCCAGCAAGAGAGAGGCCUUCGUCAGCAGCCAGCCUUACUGAGUUCACAACCUCCCUGUCUCUCGAUCACUCCCCUGGCUCCAAAAACGUGUCUGCUCCCUGGUCGUCCACACAGGACAGCACAUCCUCACAAGAAUGUAACCGUGACAACGACUCUGAUGCAAAGAGGAAGCGCUUCUGCAACACAUACAACAUCCUGAGUAAAUCUGGUCUGCUGGACAUCACACUCCGCACCAAGGAGCUCCUUAGGCAGAACCAGAGCACCCAGAAUGACCUAGAUCGGCUCAGAAGACAUACCGACCUGUUCCUCCAGGCCCUGCAGACCGGGGACUCCAGCAUUUGUGUAAAGCUGCUGGCCAGUCUUCAGGAAGAGGAGAAGGAGAGGGCUCUUCAGACCAGCUCAAAGCCAGAUCAGACCCAUAGUAGUGUCCAGCAGUGAUCCACAUGGGGGGGUAGGUGUGUGCAGGGACAGAUGGACCAAAAGUAAUGCGCUCUACAUUACAAACCCUCCCCCCCCCCAGACUGACAGACAGCUCCGUGGCCUACAUUCAGCUGCCGCUGCCGCCUUAGGGUCCUGACACACCAAACAACCCAAAACAUAAAGGAAAUUAGGUCAGAAUAUUUGUUUUCUCAGAUUAACUACUAGAUUAUAGGUACCAGGUAGAUUCUAGUUAACUAGCAGUCUGCUUCUGUGUGAAAGGAACUGUGAACAAAUGUGGUUUUUAAAAUACUCUGUUUGCCUCAAAGUUGUGAAACAACCAAAUCAGGAGCAGAACCUGUUCUCCCUUUAAGAUUAUUUGUUUAUAUCACUUCACCCUCUUGAGAUCGGUCUGUGUUUUGAAGUGGCUGCGCUGUUAAAAGCAGCCUGAUAAACCACUGUUGGUAUGUUGAGACCAAAUAAGGCCAGAGACGAGUUUCCCUGUUGGGCCAAGGUCUCGUCUACAGAAAACCAAAACACCCUCCGGAGAACCUGAUGGAAAAUGUAUCUCUGUCCCCAGAUUAAGCAUCAAAUAUUAGAUAUUCUCUCAUAUAUUACCCCAAAUCCCUGAGAAUAGAUGAAGAAUGCUGGAGUAUAUGAAAUAAAAAAUGAACAGUAGCAACUCUUGUUCCAUUACAUUAAAGAUAUUGGCCAGACUCGGCAUUAAAAUAGUAGAAAUUCAGUAUAACUACACUUUACCAUCUGAACUGGGUUCCGUUUGUCAUUUUAAGGAAUUUUGUCAUAAAUCAUUAAAGAAAAUCAAAAUCUUCUCCAGAUAGUGAAGAACUGUGUUCUGCAUACGUCACUCCAGCACGUAAAACAAGGUAGCUGCUGAUGCUAGUAUUGUGAAUAACUGUAUUUUGUUUACUUUCGUGCUCUUAAUAAUUACAGAAAAUUGCGUUUACAGCUGCAGCAAAAGGUCUGAGCCGUAUGUCUGUGUCCUACACGCAUUUUUAAAUCAACAACCAUCCAUAAAUCCAUCUAGAACCGCACCGGUACUUCUGGACUGCGAGUCCUGUUAGCAUGACUGCAGCAAAACUGUUAACCGUGUUAGCUCUGAUAAGGAAAAAACAAGUCAUUUGGGAAAGCUAUGACACACACGGAUAUAAUCUAAAAGAUGAUCCCCAUAACAAUAGAUCUUCCGUGGACCAGCAGAACGUCCGUGCCAUCCUGGAUUAGUGCAAACGAGUCAAACUAAGGAGUUACUCCAGCAUCAGGAAGAUUCACUCUGGUGAGCUAUUAGUUAUAUAUUUUCCGGAGUUAUAUCAACAAAUGCAUUGAGCUGUAAAACUGGCAGCACACACAUCUGUAGAUUACUGAAUUAUACUGGGACACAUGAUGGAGCUAAGACCAGCUGAGAACUCGUCAGCUUAGAGCUCCCGGUGGAGCACAGAAAUGAAAUAUUUAACAAAAGUAGACAAAAUGUACCGAUUUUGGUUCUGAAGAUGAAUCGGGUCGCGGGUCUUCAGAGUCAAACGGUCUAACACAUGUCUGCGCCUCCGGUAGUGAUAUCCAGCUAGCGGGAUCGGAGUUCGGUUGAACUUCUACGGUAAUCCAAUAUCUGUUCUUGUCGCCGUAUCCCAGAGAAAAACCUAAUCUGACCGACUAGCAGAGGCUUCAGAAGCUACGUCUGACUGAUGAAACAUUGUUCUCUGCUAUAACGCUAACGCAGAAACACUGGAGUCGGGGGUUGUUUACUAGAACGGUUUCAGCAGAGCUCCUUGUGAAACGUCACCAGCUGCCCAGGGCUUAGACCGGAAGUUGGUUUGUUUUUCCUGCACCAGUCAAAAACAUCAGAUUUUCUUAAAAUUUCAGCCGUGAAAAUCCCAAAACCUUUUUCAUCUGAGGUUUUAAUACUUCGUUACACAUGCUGUUCAAAGGAAAAUUGCCUCUGGCCGAUAUCUUUAAGCCAACAAAGAAUUGUUUUAAUAACUGGGUCAUUAGUUUGAGUUUUCAGGAGGUAAAUCAACACUGUUUUUAUUAGUGGCAUAAUACAGCAGAGUUACAGUUAUAAAGAAAAAACAAAGUUCAGAGAUUCCUCGUGCCAGGGUGAAGGUGUUAAUGUCCUUGGUUCCCGGCAGAAGUUCCUGUUUAAAUAAAGGCUCGCUGUGAGGAUGUUCACAUUGUGAAAGCUAAUGAUUAGCUGCUUUAUGCAGCACAGAUAAUCUAAUGUUAAAAUCCUGUUUUUCCUCUUUAUUUUAAAAAUUUCUUUACUAAAGUUUAGUAAUGACUAAAAUUACUUAGAGCCUCUAAAAUAUAAAAGCGUAAUGUCCAAAUGAAUUAGUUGAUGGAUUUUAAGGGUUAUUUUUAACUCAUAUUUGUGAAUUAUGGCCUUAAAAUUCAAAUAAAAGGUGUCACUUAGAAUUUGCACUAAAGCUUUUGUAGCAGAAUUUAAGGCAGCUCAGAAGUGAAAAGUGGCUGGAAAAUAUCGAUCUUUUUAUAUUAAGUAGCCUACAGCAAUGUUCAUCUGCUCACUAUUCAUCUGGUGCAGCUUCAAUGCAAGCUGACGGACAUGUUUUACAUAUUCAUACCGUGGUUUUGUAUUCUAAUCUUCUCUGUGCUUAUUGAGUUAAAAGUGAUAUUGGAAGAAAAAGGGGCGCUGUUGCCUUUUAUAAUCGCAUGUCAUUAAAAUAUCUGUAAAUAAAUGUAACGAGUACAGAAAUGUUCUAAAAUGUUUCUCUUUUACCGAAAACUUUCCAUUUCUUUUGUGUUGAUCUUACGAUGAUGAUGCUUUGACAUGGCUGCUGUAUUCAACAUCAAAGAUGGUUGAGGUCAUUACUCCUCAUUAUCAUAAAUGCAAUGCAACAUUUCCAGGGUAUCUGCAGGUCCUUAAAAAGUUAAAUUUGCUUUUCCAAAUUUAAGGCCUUAAAAUUCUUUAAAAAUGACAAAUAAUCCUUAAAUAGUUUCCAAAGGUCUUAAAUUACCAAAGACCCAGUAAACGAUUCUUUUAUUUCUAUAAAAUUUUCGUGAAUUUCUAGUUAGUUCAGCCUUUUUUGUGUAUGAUAUUGGCGUAAGCGGAACUGUACACAUUCGGUUGGUUGUGAAAGGGGGCUAUUUUUAGAUGAGCACGCUAGUGGGUGUUAGCGCUAUGGGGAAGUGCAACAUUAAUGGUAACUGGAUGGCUAAUCCCACAUUCACGACGUGGUUAGCACCGGUUCCAGGCAAUAGCUGGAAAUUAUAGAUUAAAUUUAAUUUAAAAAAAUAUCUUGAAUUUGGUCAAAGUGGCCUUAAAAAAGGUCUUAAAAAGUCUUAAAUUUGGCUCCCUUAAACCUGCAGAUACCCUGAUUUCAGCAAAAGAAAACACCUUUAGAUACACCUUUUGGGUGUCGGUAGUUUAUGUCCUCCAGUUGUUGUGGUGGCUCAUGGUCCUAAAAUGUUCUAAUGAGUCGAGUUUCUGUUAAACAAUCUUUAUCUCUGGAAAACUGCUCACUACUAGUCAGUUGUUUGCCUCCAGCUCUGUGAUGCUGAAAGAGUUUAAUCGGUUUGAAUGCUGCAUGAAUUCUCCAACCCGUCUACCAAAACGGCAAUAUUUUCUGUACUUUGAAGGGCCUUUCUAUAAGUUCAUGGUUUACUGAACCGCCUCAGUUCGGAGAAAUUACUUGUAAAUUACACAGGACCAAUGAACUAAUGGCUACUAGCCAUUGUCAGAACUUCAGGGCAUAGUCUGGGAUGGAGAAACUGACUAGGAGAUAUCAGGUCCCAGUCCGCUCAGCCCUUUCAGGAUCUUGCACAGACGUCAGCAUAUCGCGACUGCUUCGGCAGUGGGUGAUGUCGCUGAUGAGCGUCCAAAGAAACAUUGAUGUUAAAGGCAUUUAUUCUGUUGAAGUUUAUCAUAAUUUAAUCCAUUCAGAGGACGAGAGCAGCUGUGUGAAAUAAAAUGUGGCAUUCAUUGACCAGAAGAAACAGUUUUUUACGGCGCUCAGAGAUAACGAAUGGUGUGUUCGAUAAACCUCAGAAGUCGGAACUGGGAAUGACGUCGCACCCAGGUUGAUCGCAUUCUGGUUGCUGUAAUCGGACAGGCGACGCCCUCGAAAACUGCACUUUUGUUUGUUCUCAACAAACCGAUGACUAAUAAACCCAUUUAAAGCUCAUUUUCAAAAAAUAUUUGAAGAGAAACUUUUAGUUGCAAGGGCUGCAUGUUAACAUUGAUUUUGAAGCUCUUAUAACUGUGUCUUGUAAAAUUAACGCAUUUCAACCAAAACUUACUGUUGAUAUGGAGAGCUGCCAUUUUGGAUGUCAAGGUCGGAGUUCUGAAAUCCUUCCGUUUCUGACUGGGCGGUCCGACUUUGGGGUGCAUUUCAUUUCAUUUUUCCUACUUGAGAUUUCCGAGUUCAAGAACAAAUCAAACGCACCCAAAGCCCCGUUAAUUAAGCCAUCUAGAGGGAAUUUCCCCGUGUUUCCUGUCUGUAGUUUAGUUUUAGGUGUGGUCGCUACCCAUUUUCUUUUGUUUUCAUUCUGCUUCACCAGCAACUCUUCAAAUUUUACUAAUGCUGGUUGUUUUGAACGUCUGAUGUAAUUUCCUACUGAGUUACAACCAAUCAACGUGAGUUAACAAAAAGCUCCACUCAGCUACUCCACCGGGCGUUUCAAAUACCCACCCCCGAUCAGGUACUCGUUCCUGAAAAUGGCCUUCGACCGACCCGGUCAAGUGGAGACAUGCGGGAUGUUGGGAAGUUCCCAUAAAUUUACCCCGAAGUUCCAUUAAUGGAAAUGGGGGCUAGUCUGAGCUUAGCCAAGAUCAAAUAGUGUGAAAUUUCAUUCAUUAGAUGUUUUAUUAAGCUGUACGCCACUGAAAAUUUUACAUUAUGUGAAAAUUUACAUGGGAUUCUGGGUAAAUAUCUAAGUGCAACAGUUUUGUUGCACCUGGUGUCAAGUUCAGAAAAUCCUUGUCAGAAUUUCUGCAGAAAACACACAACAGGGAAAUGAAUGCUUGCUGAACCACUUUGGCAUUGGCUGCACUCAGACAAGCAUGUAAGACAUGAACUCCGUUUCUCUUAACUGAGGCUGCUCAAGUAGGUAAAACGACGAGCGUCACUUUUACGCAGAAACUUUUAAAAAUAUUUUCCAGAAGAAUCAAACGUAGAAACAUAUUUUUAACAAACGACAAAAUAUGUGUUGGAUAUUUUUUUGCCUUCAAUUAUUUCUUCAUUUUUUAAAUUUAAAGCAGAUGUUUUACAUUCAUGAACACAUGUUAUUUCCUUAUACUGUCAGUGUUGCUAUUAUGAGAGAACAGCAGUUUAUAAAUGACACUUUUACUCAGAGCCUUAAGGGGACAAUCCUAGUUUACGUUACUCAGCAAACUUGCUGAACAAGCUUUAUUUUAUACGUCUCAGAUCAAAAACACUCAUCUGAGAUGAUAUUCGUUCAAUAACAGGAUGAUCAGUGACGUUUUUAUGAAAAGUUUGGUUUAGUUCAGAUGUGUCGUGGUUAGUUGUUGCUCACAUUGGAAUAAUAUUCAUGUUAAUCAGCACAGACUACACUUUCCUUUUAUUGGUUGCUUUGAUUGAUUUUUUUGUUUCCUUUUCAAAAGUGCUGGAACUUUUUUAUUUAAAAACAUAAAUGUAAUUUGGCAAAGGUGCUAAAAGAGUUUGUAAGGGGGAAACGGCAGGUUUAGUAUUAUAUCUAUGUCACCUGAAUGUAGUCUGACUUGUUAUCAGUUAUAAGAAACCUCCACGGACAGAACUGUGCAACCAUUUCAGUUCUUAAUCUGUCAAUCAUGGUUGUGAAAGGAUAACACGUUUUUGUACAUUUGUUUUUGUUAGAAUGUCGUUUUGUGUGUAAUAAAUAUCAUUUAACAAUGUUUUUGUUGUAUUGCUUAAACAUUUUUGAUUAAAUGCAUCAAAUAACUUGUUU